Amphibalanus amphitrite is the source of this 1804-nucleotide messenger RNA. RefSeq names its product cAMP-responsive element-binding protein-like 2. Gene Ontology annotation, biological process: regulation of DNA-templated transcription. Gene Ontology annotation, molecular function: DNA-binding transcription factor activity. Gene Ontology annotation, cellular component: nucleus. The transcript has 4 exons. Bases 264 to 674 code for a protein of 136 amino acids. The record is from RefSeq and is a predicted model, not a curated record. NCBI's taxonomy places the organism in Eukaryota, Metazoa, Arthropoda, Thecostraca, Balanomorpha, Balanidae.
CACAAUGUUUGUAAACAUCGCCAUGUUGGCUAGGAUCGCUGGGAUCACCACACACGUUUCACGUUUUCCAUUUAUUGCUGGUUGAAGAAGAUUGAAGUCUGACGUUACUGUGAAGUCUUGUACUCAUUCUUUUUGCUUGCUUUAGUGUAAAUAAAAUAGUUAUGAUGUUGGAGGAAUAAUAUGAGAAUUCAAAGUCCUUUGAAGCAAAGAAAGCAAGGUUUAUUUUUCUGAAGUUCAAGCUUAAGUUUGCUUUGAAGAUCAAGAUGGCUCAAGGAUACGAUGGAAUGCAGAUGGAUGACCUGGAGUCCGGAGGCGACUCGUUCGGAGCCAAGAAGGGCGCUCGACGACCCAAGGAGAUGAGGGUUAAGCUUGAGCGGUCCCGGCAGAGCGCGCGCGAGUGCCGUGCUAGGAAGAAGCUGCGUUACCAAUACCUGGAGGAGGUCGUUCGUACCCGCGAACAGGCCAACCUACUGCUGCGGAAGGAGCUCGAACAGUAUUUAAAAUGGAACCAGGAGUUGGAUGAGGGCCGCGUACCAGAAGGCCUGAAGAAGCUGGUGGAAGAGGACCAGUUACAACAACAGCAACAGCAGCAACAGCAACAGCAGCAACAGCAACAACAGCAGCAACAGCAACAACAGCAGCAGCAGUUGCAAUACUCGCAGCAGCAACAGUAGACCCAGCCGACCCGGCGGGAGCUCCGGUAAGACGCCGGAGAUGGUCGUACCCUGCGCGUCGCUGUCUGUCGGGAUUUUAGCCCCAACGCACUGCUGCGGGGUCGAAGGUCUUGAGCUAGGAGUAUGACGAGGGCGCGGCGGGCGGCGGCCGCAGAGGUAUCGCCAAGGAGACUGGUCACUGGGCGUGAGUCUGUUCCCGGGUUGGGUCUGACGGCAGGCCGGGUCUGCCAGUAGGCUGGAUCUGUCGGUUGGCUGGGUUUGGUGGUGGACUGGCUCUGCUGGGCAUGCCGGUGGACUGGGUCGGCCGGUAGGCCUGGUCUACCGAUAGGCUGGGUCUGUCGGUGGGCUGGGUCUGCCGGUGGGCUAGAUAUGCCGGUAGGCUGGAUCUGCAGCUGGGCUGGAUCCGUCGGAAGGCUGGGUCUGUCGGGUCGGGUCCGUUGGCGGGCUGGUUCUACCGGUGGGCUUGGUCUGCUGGCGGGCCGGGUCUGUCGGUCUGAAGGUCUGUCGGUGGGCCAGCUCGGUUGGUCAGCGGGGUCUGUUCUGCCGGUGGAUUAGGUCUGCCGAUGCAGUUCGCCGGUCAGCCGACAGGGCUCGACAUCUACCAUCCCCGCCGGCUGGCUCGGGCAUUGGCUGGCCGGCACGGCAGCGGUGGCGGCUGUUCUGUGAGAUCGUUGUAUGGACGUUAGAGUAGAAGGCGAGCAUGGUUGUCCUGCUGUGGGUCAGAAGACGUGUAGGAGAGGCGGCACCAGGGCCGCCGCGCUGCGUACCGGGUAAUCGCGCGUAAGUUAAGGACGAGCGCUGUGCAAGUGUUUUGAUGGCAGAGACUUUAUGUGCGAUGUGCAAUGUAAGGCAGCGGUUAUGGGAGAUUUGAGAGACGUUCGUAACGGUGAUAUUGAUAAGAUUGCUGUUGGCGUGCCCGCUUGGCUGCACCCUUCAGAGCCUGGUGUUAGACGCUGUGAUCGAAAGACAGCACGCGCGUAUUUGUUGUGAACCUUCUCGGCUGCUUCGCUGGACUGGAAGGCUAUCGCUUGGAUAAGUUUAUUUCGGAAGCGUUGACGUAUUGACAACACAAAGGCGCCGGAUAUAUGUUUGACGUAGGGCAGUAACAAUAUAUUUGACCAAGCCCGAAA